AGUGAACUACCUCUCCAGAGUGAACCAUGUCGCUCCAGGCCAGAGCCCUGGUCUCCUCCAGGUGGCUGUCUGAGGCCGUGAAGGUCCCGGGCAGAGUGCGCGUCUUGGACACGUCCUGGUUUUUACCCAAACUGCGGCGCAGCGCAAAGAGCGAGUUCCAGAAGCGGCACAUCUCGGGCGCGUUGUUCUUCGACAUGGAGCAGUGCUGCGACAGGACGUCUCCUCUGGACCUCAUGCUCCCCUCGGACAGGCUCUUCUCUGACUAUGUUGGGAGUCUGGGAAUCGAACGCAACACACACGUGGUGGUGUACGACGCCAGCGGGUUCGGUGCGUUCUCUGCGCCGCGCGUCUGGUGGAUGUUCCGUGCGUUCGGGCACUGCGGGGUGUCCAUGCUCGACGGAGGGUUCUCCAACUGGGAGCUGGAGGGUCGACAGGUGAGCGACAGGUGCGACAGACCGGCUCCGACCGAGUUCAGGGCCUCUCUGAAGCGCUCCUGGGUCAAGACCUACGAGGACGUCCUGGACAACCUGGACACCAAGGCGUUCCAGGUGGUGGACGCGAGGCCUGCGCGCAGGUUCAGGGGACUGGACCCCGAACCCAGAGACAACACUGAACCGGGUCACAUCCCCGGCUCCAUCAACGUGCCCUUCCACUCCUUCCUGUCGCCGUCGGGUCACUUCCUGCCCAGGGAGCAGCUCCAGGCUCUGUUCGUCCGGGCCGGCGUGGACCUCGAACGCCCCGUCUGUGUCCUUUGUGGCUCGGCCGUGACGGCGUGCACCGUGGCGCUGGCGGCCCACGAGUGCGGACACCCGGGGGUGUCGGUGUACGACGGCGGCUGGUCGGAGUGGUACACCCGCGCCGUGCCCGAGCACGUCAUCUCCGAAGGACGAGGGAAACAUUUGUGAUUGGUUCAGGAGGCGGACGGGUUAAAGGCCGGAUCGGACUGGUGGAGGAAGAGUUUGACUUUUUGGGGAAUACAUCCUGCUAAUAUUCUGCUUAUUUGCUGACAUGGCGAGAGUUAGAUGAGAAGAUUGAUACCACUCUUGUACAUGCUAAAUAUGAAGCGACAGCCAGCAGUCUGUUAGCUUAGCUUAGCUUAGCAUAAAGACUGGAAAUGGGAGAGCAGCUAACCUGGCUCGGUUCCGUUCGUUCUCCCCCAUCUUGACUUGAAACUAGAGAUUGAGACCAUAAACUCAUGUUUACAAUGUUUACUGAGGGAAUAAAUCAAGAGAGAAGUAGAGUCAUUUUCUCAUAGACUUCUAUACAACCAGAGGAGUCGCCCCCUGGUGGACAGGAGAGAGAACGCAGCUUUAACACAUGAAGCAUGUCACAUCUUGUUUGCAUAAAAAAACGAACGAAGAAAAGACAAGCCUUUAUGCUAAGCUGAGCUAACCUCUUACUGGCUUUGCUUCAUAUUUAAUGUACAGAUAUGAGAAUGGUAUCAAGAUUCUCAUUAGCAAAAAAUGUAUUUUCCCCAAAAAGUGAAAGGAUUCCUUUGACAUAAAAACCAAUGGCUGAUAGAAACAAACAUCACUGAGGGACUUUUUACAUUCCGAACGAGACGACUUGACCAAAUACCUAAGAAUAUGUUUUAAAACUGGAAAAGGUUUGUUUACAGCUGUGAUGCUCACGUUGGAAUAAAACAGAGCUGCACUUUGAAU
Messenger RNA from Anoplopoma fimbria (sablefish), 1661 nucleotides. Its product is annotated as 3-mercaptopyruvate sulfurtransferase-like. Bases 27 to 905 code for a protein of 292 amino acids. Lineage: Eukaryota; Metazoa; Chordata; Actinopteri; Perciformes; Anoplopomatidae. Gene Ontology annotation, molecular function: thiosulfate-cyanide sulfurtransferase activity. The transcript is spliced from 2 exons. Gene Ontology annotation, cellular component: mitochondrion. The record is from RefSeq and is a predicted model, not a curated record. Gene Ontology annotation, biological process: transsulfuration.